AUGAGCGCUGUUUCUGUGGAGAGGGCUCUGAAUGACAACGCGGACACCGGCCUGGACGCUGAUACGCGCUCUGCCAUGGAGAAGGAGGUCAUCUCUAACAGGCAGCAUUUGAAGACUCUGCUUCCUCUUCCUCAUCUCCAUCCUCCCUCUCCUUGCCCAGACAUUAUUUCCAUGGUCAUCCAGCGAUUGGCAUAUUUCUUCUCUCUCUCCCUAACUUCCACUCUGGCAUCUGACCGUUCCUCUGUCCUUCCACUGCUCCCCUCCUCAGCGCCUCCCCCGUCGGACCGGGCCUACCUACAGGCGGCAGCCAUUUUCCAGCAGCUUCGGGCCGAGAAGCCAGAAACGCAGCAGCUUCUCCGUUACGACAAAAAGGCCGAUGCGCCCCUGCCCGAGUGUGGAGACAAAGCCUUACAGGAACAAGCCUAUCAACUCGCCUUCAACACGCUCAGAUAUCAAGAUUUACUUGAGAACAUCAUUGCUGACAGCUGUUUCCACACAUCUCAGCAUAUUUGUGACGACUUGUUGCCGUUGGCGAUGGUGAUGCUUUUCGACUUCCAGGACAGAAAGUUUCUGCCUUAUAAGCGGUCAGCACCAGAGGGGCGGGAGACUGUGAAACUAGUCAGGGACCUGGACAGCAGUCUGCAAAAGUGCAAAAUCAAGCUGGCGGCAUCUCUCGCUCGCUAUAGAGUGAAGCAGAACCUGUGGAGCGUGUCCUGCUUUCUGUCCGACUCUGUGAGGACCAAGCACCACAGGGCGAAAUGCCUGCCGCUUUACGCCUGGAUCAACACCCUCAAGGCAAGCGUUGACGAGGUGUGUGAACUUUUACGAGGCGCCGGCUUGAGGGAAGCUGAGAAUGUGGCCGACCUGACGGAGGCCGGCUUCUGCAGGGACCCUCUCUGUCCAGACACGCUUGUGUUCUCCCACCGGCUGCGCCCGGUCCUCGAACGCAGCGCCCUCACCACCACACACCUGCUCAACAUUCAGGACAGGAGUGUGUGCGUUGCAGCGAGCGUGCUGCAGCCCGUGCUGUUUGAUAAAGGAGACGUCCUGGUGGCCGGCUCAUUCUCAGCUCUGACCGUGGCCCACGUAGCCACCGUGGCCGCGGCCCGCUCGGGCCGAGUGCUGGUGUGCGGCGGCGACCACACGCCUCCACAGCUGGAGGAGAUGCAGGAGCUGCGAGCACGAAUGGAAAUCAAAAAUGUGCGAGUCCUGUCGGAAGCCUUCUGCAGCCUGGAUGAGUGGCACACCGCCGUCCAGAGGUUAAAGGUCAUCAUAGUGCUGCCCCGGUGUUCGUCCUCUGCCCUGAAUGACCCCGUGGCCACCAUCCACAGUGAACAUGGAGACUGGGAACUGCUGCCAGAUUUGUCUCAAGGAUCCGUCUCAAAAAGCAAGCUACUGUCUUUGGCUACCCAGCAGGCUCGACUGCUAGCACACGCUCUCAUCUUCCCAAAGGUCCAGACGGUGGUUUACUGCACACGCUCGGAGUAUCCUGAGGAGAAUGAACAGCUGGUGGGGAGAGUGUUAGAAAAAACACACACUCACCCCAAACUGCUACCCUUCAGGGUGAACGGUCCAAUUUUCCCUGAUGAAUCCCCGACAGGAGACACAACAAACUCCAAGUUCUUCAGGCUGGAGCCGUGUCAGCUCACCAACGGCUGCUUCAUAGCCAGACUGUCCAGGCAGGCUGACCCCACUAAGGUGGAAACAGUCCAGGAUGUCCUGGCCAGGGCAGCAGCCAAGGGCCUCCUUGGCAAUAUCAUCCCUGAGCCGUCGAAAAACGGUAAAAAGGGAAAAGGAAAGAAGAAUCAAACUACAUCAUCAAGCAAACCUCCGUCCCCCUCCGGCCAGGAGGGACUGGCCGAGCCGGAGCCUGAAAACGGACGAGGUUCAGCGACCCCUUCGAAAGAUGAAGAAGAGAGAGGCGAUGACAGGGAGGAGGCGGCGGGCGAGGAGGUGAGCGGCGCCGGGGGGGCGAAGAAGAAGAGGAGAAAGCGGAAAAAGCAUCCGAAACAAACCAAAAGCAAUUCCACCGGCCAGAAGGUCCAGCCGACAGGCCGCAGGAAGAAGCCGGCGGCGAAAAAGGCCAACCCUUCGCAUCACAGGGGGCAGCAGAUGAGGAGCAAACCCAGACGAAUACCCCGCCUCACGCUCUCCUUAAUGUCGGCGGCUAAACCCUCCAGCCACUUGUCUCCAAUCACGGCCGUGGCGCACAAGAUCAGCGGCAGUCCGGCCGUCAAAUCGGAGCCCCCGCCAAACUCCAAAAAGCACCCCGGGCCGGCCCCCCCUUCCGCCCCUGGUUCUCCACACGUGGCCGCCAGGAGAACAGUGGCGCCCGUCGCUAAACAGCCCAGACAGGUGGAAAGACCAAGGAACGUGGUGAGAAAGCAGGAAGUGACCAAGACAGGCGACCGGAUCCUGCCGCCCAUUUCCCCCCGUUCUCCGAGCGCCUCACGCAGGAGAAUUCACGGUUCGGCCUCUCAGGCCUCCGGCUCUUAG
This is a messenger RNA of Menidia menidia (Atlantic silverside), 2496 nucleotides long. NCBI's taxonomy places the organism in Eukaryota, Metazoa, Chordata, Actinopteri, Atheriniformes, Atherinopsidae. The record is from the annotation of a GenBank genome assembly.